AUGACGUGGUUUCCGUGGCUCGCGCCGCCGCGGCACGAUCUCCUCAUCGGACAGGACGAGCACGACGGGCGGCGCGACGACAAGACGCCCGACGAGAACGACAGACGGCUCAACGACAAGGUGCGAGACGACACCCAGCACGCCCCAUCCCCCGUCCCCACUUUAGAGAUGGCCAAGACCGAGCACAGGAAAAGCUGCGAUUACUGCCAGCACACGUCGCACGACCACGCCCGGCACAUUUCCACUUGGUUCCACGACUAUGCCCACCCACCACCCCACCUCUCGGGCCCGGGUCCGGAGAAACGGGCCGAGAUCGAGCGGCUGACGGCCCAAAUCGACGUGCUCGAAGCCGCGACCCUCCCCGACGCCGAGGACAUUCGCGCCCUACGCCUACGCCCCAAGUUGCGCGUGUGGGCGCGCCUCUCGUCGCCAUCCGAAUCAGGAUGGCUGUGGCGCAUGUUCGAGCGCGACAGGCGGAUGUAG
Cutaneotrichosporon cavernicola is the source of this 483-nucleotide messenger RNA. RefSeq lists its product as uncharacterized. NCBI's taxonomy places the organism in Eukaryota, Fungi, Basidiomycota, Tremellomycetes, Trichosporonales, Trichosporonaceae. The record is from RefSeq and is a predicted model, not a curated record. The coding region runs from base 1 to 483 and encodes 160 amino acids. The transcript has a single exon.